CAGUGGCAGUGCAUAUGUGGUGCCGACCUCUACACCACAUGUUCUCGUGUUGAGUGCAACGACUGUCGCAAAGACAACACAUUGUCGUCGAUUUGAUUCACAAUUAACUCAUUCAGCGUUUCAUUCAAGUCUGAAGACACAUGGCGUCCGACACGAAGGCAGUGGAGGUGGCGACGAAGAGCGAGUCCAAGGGUGAGGGUAGCGGCGAAUCCCAAGAAGUCAUACCAAAGCAUCCGCUCCAGAAUCAGUGGCAGUUGUGGUACUUCAGACCCGGCGCCAGAGGGUCGGCCUGGGAGGACAACCUGCUCGAUGUCACCCACUUUGACACCGUCGAGGACUUCUGGGCGCUCUACAAUCACAUCGAGUUGGCCUCCCAUUUGAACGCCGGAAGCGAUUACUCGAUCUUCAAGCAGGGGAUCCGUCCGAUGUGGGAGGACGACCGCAAUAAGGCUGGCGGCCGGUGGCUCUUCACGUUCGGCAAGAGGGGUCCCGGCAAUCGGGAGGGCGGGCGCGAGAUCGACAAGACCUGGCUUGAAGUGUUGUUGUGUCUGAUUGGUGAGGCGUUUGGCGACGAUAGCGACCAGAUCUGCGGCGCUGUCAUCAACAUUAGGGGCAAAAUGGAUAAGAUCUCCGUUUGGACCAAUGAUUACCAGAAUAAAGGGUCGAUCCUUAACAUCGGGAGGAUUCUUAAACAGCGGACCGGUUAUCCACAGAGCAUAUCAUUCGAGGCCCACUCGGACACCAUCGUUAAGACGGGCUCAAUGGCCAAGCAUUUGUAUCAAUUAUAAUAUAAUUUAUCACUAAUUAAGAUCUUUUUAUACGUGAAA
Molecule: messenger RNA, 827 nt
Organism: Oppiella nova
Lineage: Eukaryota; Metazoa; Arthropoda; Arachnida; Sarcoptiformes; Oppiidae
Source: the annotation of a GenBank genome assembly